This is a messenger RNA of Microdochium trichocladiopsis, 2018 nucleotides long. RefSeq names its product cryptococcal mannosyltransferase 1-domain-containing protein. NCBI's taxonomy places the organism in Eukaryota, Fungi, Ascomycota, Sordariomycetes, Xylariales, Microdochiaceae. The transcript is spliced from 2 exons. The record is from RefSeq and is a predicted model, not a curated record. Bases 197 to 1879 code for a protein of 560 amino acids.
UUCACCCCUGAGUUCAAAUUCCCGAGAGGGCGUUGGAUAGCAGAAGUCUGUGUUCGCCCGGCCUUCAAGCAAUUGUUCCACUCGGGCUUCGGCGUACAUUCUACACACAUGGGUCAGCCUCGCCAAAGCUCACGCUCGUAGCCACGUCGUCUCCAUUGCCGAAGCAUUGGUUUCUCCGCCUACGGCGGCCUCGACAAUGCCUCGAAACAUUGCGGAGCAUGAGGAGUCUGUUGGGCUCCUCGACGACAGCUCCUUGACACUUGAGGCCGUCGUCACCACAUCAUCGACCGCCUCGCACGGGACAUACUCGUCCACGGUGUCUUCGUCCAGCUCGGUCUGCAGCGACGACUUCGAAGGCUAUAUCGACGAGCCAAAGUUUGUCGCGUUCAAAAAGCCAAGGUGGCAUGACAGCUUUGCAGGAUGGUGCCGUUCUCGCCCGCGCCAUGUCCGUCGCAAGUUCAGGAGGCCUCGUUGGGUCAUUGUCGGCCGUUUGCUAAGAUACCUUUUCCUCGCAAUAUGCGCUCUCAUUGUCGUCACGCCCAUCUUUGCGUCUUCAUACACCAAGCCACCAGCGCAAUACGGAGAUCUCGAAUUGCGAUGUCACGGGCCGAGACCCCCCGCGGGAUGUGCCAAUCCGCAUAACGAAAAGGUGUUCAUCGCGAUCAGUCUGUAUGACAAGGGCGGUCACCUGGCUGGCGGUAUGUGGGGUGCGAACUUGCUGCAGUUGAUCCAUCUCAUUGGGGAGAAGAAUGUGUUCCUCAGCAUCUACGAGAACAACAGCGGGCCAGAGGGUGAGGCCGCACUGGAGAGUUUCAAGCGCCGUCUUCGCUGUCGACAUCAUAUCGUCAUCGAUUCAGAUGUGCCAUUGUCCGACUUUGAGCACCAGACGAUUGUUCUGCCGGAUGGCAGCAAGCGACUGAAACGUCUUGCAUACCUUUCAGAGAUGCGGAAUCGAGCUCUACGGCCACUUGAUACCUUCAACACAGAAGACGGGAUUGUCGAGUACGACAGGAUCCUAUUUAUGAACGAUGUUGCGUUUCGACCGACGGACGCUGCAAAUCUGCUUUUCAGCACCAACGUUGGGCCAGACGGCAAAGCUCAGUACCUUUCGGCUUGCGGCCUCGACUUCAUGUCGCCUUUCUUGUUUUACGAUCUCUACGCCAUGCGGGACGCCGAGGGUUUCUCGAACGGGCUGCCAAUCUUUCCCAUUUUCUCGAAUGCUGGCCAAGGGAUUUCGAGGGCCGCCAUGGUGGCUGGCAGUGAUGCUGUGCCUGUAUCUUCCUGCUGGGGCGGCAUCGUAGCAAUGGAUGCUCGAUAUGUCCAAAAUCGGCAAGCCACGCUUCCGAGUCCUACCUUUCAGGACAUUGGUAGCCAUGUCAUCGAUCCGAACGACCCCACGAACGCCACAGCACCUGUUCGUUUCCGCUACGAGCCCGAGAUAUUCUUUGACGCAUGCGAGUGCUGCCUGUUCCUGGCAGACGUCUCGCAGGCCGCACGCAAGGACAAUGCCAAGGAGGUUGGUGUCUAUGUUAACCCGUACGUGCGCGUGGCGUACGACUUCGACACACUCGGGUGGUUGCCGUGGGUCAAACAUUGGGAGCGCCUAUUCAGCAUACCGCAGCGGAUUCUCUCGCCGGCGCUGGGCUUGCCCACACACAACCCGCACCGGACGGUGCAGGAGGGCGAUUCUUUCAAAGAGGAGAUAUGGGUUGGGGAAGGGGAUGAGGGUCAUUGGAAAACCGUGGAUCGUAUAGCGCGUAACGGCAUGUUUUGUGGCGUGAGGGAGAUGCAGGCUUUGCAAAUUGAGGAGCGUACCGAGGACAAGAACUGGGAGAACUUUGAGAUCCCUGGUGGUCAGACGUUGUACUUCCCAACCUAGUGUGUUUGAGGGGCAGUCUUACGUCCACCCAUCUUGAGCCCGCCGGCUCUGCUGAUGGCCCGGUCCCUGGCGAUCCCGAUAUUGCCAACUUCGACAAUGUCGCCUUGGUACGCCAUGCUGCCUCCUGCAUUUUUCGAAU